Molecule: messenger RNA, 1414 nt
Organism: Malania oleifera
Lineage: Eukaryota; Viridiplantae; Streptophyta; Magnoliopsida; Santalales; Ximeniaceae
Product: cold-regulated protein 27
Exons: 5
Coding region: 142-1029 (295 amino acids)
Biological process (GO): regulation of circadian rhythm; response to cold
Source: RefSeq, a predicted model, not a curated record
AAUGGCCCCUCAACGACGCCUCUCUCUCUCUCCCCUUACCGUUCUACUUCUUCCGCAUACGGCGACAGAAAGGGUUUUCUCUGCUAAAAUUGUGGGAGGAUCCCUACAAUUCGAGUGCAGUUUUCGCAUAAUUUGACGAAAAUGGAAGCGAAUCUCGAGCAGGAUGUCACACCGCCGGCGCCAGAUCUCGGGGAAACGGAGGAUUGUAGAACCGAGCUUGGUCGUACUAGCUCGGUCUCCUCCUCCCUCACCAUUGAUAACUUGAAUCGCGGAUUUCCUCAAAACGAGAAUGCGAGACCGGGUUGGUCCACAGAAUGGACAGAUGAGAAGCACAAUUCAUAUUUAAAUUCCCUGGAAGCUACUUUUGUUAAUGAACUGCACAGGUCUAUGGGGUUGCUUGCUUGGUGUUCGCAAGAGCCUAAUUCAUAUCAAUUGUCUGCUGACACCCCUAACUCUUCCCACCAGUUCACUGUUCAUCAAGAUGGCUGCUGGCAGAAGAUCAACUUUGAAAGGAAUCAUUCUCCAUUAGACGGCACAGUUGAUUCUCAUGUUAUUCUGAAAAGUCCAUGGGUAUGCCAUUUUAGAUCCAUAGGCAAACGCCGUGCUGUAACAUAUCCUUACCUGCAAGAACACUGUGCUUCGUGCAGUGAGGUUACCCACCAAAUAGGGAAAGAAACUUUAUCCUGUGCAGCAACAAGAAGAUCGGAGCAGCUUCCUGCAAGUCACUUGUGCCAUAAGGUUUCUAUUGGUGACAUUGCAGAGGUUUCAGGUCAGAAUUUCAUAGAUGAAGACCAAACAGAGAGGUCGAGUAACAAUUCUGUGGUGAAAAGGUCGAAGACAGCUGCAGCUGAUGCUAAUAGCAAAGAUAAAGUUGUUCCAUAUAGAAAGUUUCAUACAAAAGAAGCUUCAACCACUGGCAAUGCUCAAUAUCAAAGGGAAGAAUGGAUGCAUCAUAAUUGGUUUUCAGAAAAGCCAGAUAACCUCGCAUGCCCAGAACCUGACGUGAAGUUCUUCUUAAGAGGAAGCUGAAUUGUGGCUUUUGAACUGAAGUUUGACUGGUAAGUAAAAUCUAACACACUGGGAGAAGAAAGCAGAAAGGCUUUUGAGUUUGCAGGAAACGACUAAAGGAAGAAACAAUUCAAGAGAUAAUUUUUUAUGACCAGGGCAGAAGCAGGGUCAUUUCCAUGCGUCUCAUUUCCCCUCUAGAAAUGUUGUGGUGGCGAUGCUGCCAGAAGAUUUUGUUAAGCAAUCUAGUAGGGAAAAGAGGGUUUUGGGGGGUGGCGCAAAGAAGAAAGAAAUUGGUUGUGUGGUGCAUAUGUUUUUUUUUUUUUUUUGUUUUCUUCUCUCUCUAGCAUGUAUAUUGUAUAAAAUUUUUGGAUGAAUAGAUGAAGAUGAAAUUUAAGCUGGUUACUCA